GGUUCACACGGCUCCACCACGCCCGCAACCCUUCAACCCAACAAUAACAAAUCAUAUUCAAAAAUUGCAUAUAUAUGUAAUGGGAACUGUGGUGUUAUCCACAUGCAGCUCAGUGAUGCGUGGACAGUUGUAUGCGGUGGCUUCUGGCCUCUUGGCUGCGCUGGCAAGUCUCUGUGGCAAAUAUGCUAUGGCCAGUACAGAAGCUCAAGAUCUUUGUGAAAGUGUCCUUUUAAUGCUUCAUAAUGAGGAAGAAAUUACAAAUACAAACAAUGUCAUUACCAUAUGUGAUCAGUAUGCAGUGGUGCUGAGGAUAUUAUUCUUUGCCUUAAUGGUUGGUGUGAAUUGUAUCAUGUGGACGACUUUCACCAAAGCUCUUCGUUUUUCCUCUACUUCACUUGAAGCCACCAUCACCAAUACUGCUGCUAACUUCUUUUUUACGGCUAUUUUAGGCCAGGUGCUAUUUGGUGAGGUAGUAAGAAGUCUGUGGUGGUUGGGAAGUGUAUUGAUCAUCAGUGGUCUCUUACUGAUGCACCAUGCCACCAAUAUUCCUCCCCGCAAACCUGGCACCAGACCCAAAACCCACUAGACCUCAACUAUAGUGAGUCAGAUAUUAUUCUUCAACAUAAUCCUUUCUUCAUAUUGUCAUCAAAAUUCUUAAUAACAUAAGAUGGUUUGUUUGAGAUAUACUGUGUAAAGAAGUUCUGUUGUACACAGUACCUGUUUUCAGUAAUGUACUGUAUAUAGGGAAUAUUUUUAGUAAUAAGAUGCUAUAGUAUAUUCAGGAAAAUACGUCUUAAUUAUUUGAUUCACAUUGCUUGUCAGAAUGCUGAGGCUUUGAUGGCAGUUUGGGAGUGCAAAGAUACUCGCCAGGCCAGUAAAUAAUGUGUGCUUGCUCACUUCAUCCCUGCUCUAUAUUCACUGGGCAUUAUGACAGUUUCAGUACUAACACAGUAUUAUCAGUUUUGCUUGGUGUGUUAUAAUCAAAGAUAUGUCUGACAACCAUAAAAUUUCUUGUGAGUGGCUUGACAUUCUGCAUCAAAUAAAGUCUGUGUAUAAAAGUGUGUGGCAAGUUCAAAUGCAGAAAUUAUUGAAGGAACAUAAUGUAUUUUGUAUUGAUAUACUGUAUACAUGUAUAGGGAUUUGCCCAUUAAAAAUGAAUUUUGUUAAAGUUAUGUAUAUGCUACUUAAAUAAUUUAUGAAAUACCAAUUUAUUAAUUUUGAGUUUUUGUUUAAGAUUUUUAUAUGCCUGUGCAAUAUUACAUAAGCAAGUAAUUCAGGCAGGUUUUCAGGCUUCUCGCUGUCAGUACAGUUGCUGAGCUGCGUCAGCAGUAGUGUAUAGUUUUAUCAGUAACACAGUUUGCCAGUACCUAUUUGUCUAAAAGAUUUAUUAUUAUAAGUACUUUAUAAAAGCCUUUCAUAACUCAUCUUUCAGUGCUUAAAUUAUAUAUUAAUUAUUUAUUGGUUCUGAUUUAGCUUGAUUAAUUGGAAUAUGUAUUAUUGUUUUAAUAUUUUUCUAUGUAGAGGUUUCCUCUUGCUUUAUGAGGUAUCACUUAUGCAAACUUGUUUAUACAGUCAGAGCUCUUAUAAAGCUUCUGUAUAUAGUGUGUUUCUUCACAAAUGCAAUUGAAAAGGUGCUUCAGAAAUUUAUUUUAUUCAUAUUAUGAAGGCCUUUCAUGUUCUAUUCAGUUUUGGUGUAUUUUUUCAGUCUUUAAUAGAGGAUCUCUAUAAGAGAGCUGACUGUAUAUGGUGACCCUAUUUCUGCCAGUAAUUUACUGUGGGCAAUGUAAAUUUUCUCUAUGCUAUCACCUAAUCCCAGCUUCACUUGAUUAAAAGUGAACAUAAGAGAAAACAAGGUGAUGAGGGUAACAUAUGAUUUAGGUAAUGAAAUAUUGGAUAUCAGAUUGGAAGCAGGAAAUAUGGAGGAAGUAAGGAGUGGAUUUGUUGAUAGAUGGGUCUAUGAAAGACAAAGUGAUCCAUAGAAGUGAUGCAGGGAAAAAUGUGGGUGGAUCACUGAAGCAUCUGUAAAGACAAAGAGGCAAAAAAGAGGAAUGUAUGAGAGUAUAGUGGUACCAACACUCUUAUAUAGGUGUGAAGCAUAGGUUGUGAAUGUUGCAGCAAGGAGGAGGUUGGAGGCGGUGAUGUCGUGUCUGAGGGCAGUGUGUGGUGUGAAUAUUAUGCAGAGAAUUUAGCAGAGGGACUGUUGAGGUAGUUUAGACUUUUAGAGAGGAUGGAACAAAAUAAGAUAACUUGGAGGGUGUAUAAAUCUGUAGUGGAGGGAAGGCAGGGUAGGGGGUCAUCCUAGGAAAGGUUGGAGGGAGGGGGUAAAGAAGGUUAUCAGGAAAUGGUAUGGUGAUACCGACAAGAUGUGGAAAAAGACACUUAUGUACAGUUCAGGACAUUUAUUAGAGGAGACGUUUCGCCACGAGUGGCUUCUUCAGUCCUAAUACAGAGAAAACUAAGAAAACGUAUAUAUAUAGUGGCAGGAGUCAGGUGAGGUGACGCGUGGGUAGAGGUGGUAGUAGUAGUAGUAGUGGAACUAAGGAGGUGAUACUAGAGAGGGACCUGCUGGCAUCAUGUAACACCAGUUCCCAGGAUGGGUAAUAUCCUCUUGCUUAGUAAUUUUGAAAUACAGAAGCCACUCGUGGUGAAAUGUCUCCUCUAAUAAAUGUCCUGAACUGUACAUAAGUGUCUUUUUCCACAAAGAAGGUUAUGUGUGUGAGGGGCUUAGAUAUCCAGCAGUUGUGUGUGACAGUAUUAGAUAGGAGUGAGUGGAGGCAAAUGAGUUUUGGGACUUGACAAGCUGUUGGAGUGUGAGCAAGGUAACAUUUGUGAAGGGAUUCAGGAAAAACGGUUAACCAGACUUGAAUCUUGGAGGUGGGAAGUACAGUGGCUUUACUCUGAAAGAGGGCUGGGGAUAUUUGAAGUAUGGAGGGCAUCUGAACUGUAGUGUUGGCAUGCUUCUGGCAAGACAGUGAUAAAGUAAAUGAUGGUAAAAAUGUUUCUUUUUUUUUGGGGGGGGUCACCCUACCUUGGUGGGAGAUGGCCGGUGUGUUAAAAAAGAAUUUUACAUUGGUUUAUAUUGACACAUGAAAGAAAACAGAUUUAAAUUUGGGAAAUCCAAUGAGCAUAUAUUAAAUGAAAUCCUUUGGAUGGUUUUUCCUAUGGCCGAUUCAUUUUCACAAGAAAAUUAGUGGAUGGCCGCAUGAAGUUGAGUUGCACCGACACAGAGUUGGGCCUUAGGGUGGAGGGAGGGAGGAUUAUUAUUAUUAUUAUAAUCAUGGAGGAGUGCUAAACCUGUAGGGAUUAUACAGCACCUGUGGGGGGGUGUAAGGUAUUCAGGCUCAAUUCAGGGAACUGGAUUCCCUAGAUUAAGAGCCCCUCACCAGUGUCAAGGAACCGCCCCUGAGGGGAGAGGAAGGGAGGAAAGAGUGGUAGGGAGAUAUGAGGCCACAGGUUCAUAAUAUGGGCCAGUUCAGUCCAGACAAGUUGGUUGGUUGGUUGGUUCAGACAGGUUGGUUGAUUGGUGGUGGAGAGAGGCUGAAAUGGAGGGAGUAUUUUAAUUUAAUUUUUUAUUGAAUUUUUUCUUAUUUUUGUAACUAAUUGCAGUUUUUUUAUGUGACUCUUUGGUACCAGCUUGGUAUCCUCAUAAUUGUUUGAUUAAAAUAAGUAAAGAGAUAUAGAUUUUUCCAAGUUUAUAUUGUAUAGGGAUUACAAUUGAAUUUUGUUUUUUCUUAUUUCUUUGACUAAAUUUGUUUCUUUGUAUAUUAUCAUUUGGUGCAUGUGUGGUAAACUUAUAUUUUUUUUUUAUAAACAUAGAUCAAGUAAUGUGGAAUUUGCAGAGUUUCAGAAAGAAUCCUGUUUUUCAUAUAGCGUAUUAUAAUGUGUUUGCUUUAUGUGAAUUUGCUCUAUGCCAUGUGCCAGGAAUGCAUGUAUUGCAUACAGUGAGGGAUACCCAUACAUAUACAGAGAUCACUUAUGGCCCAUAUAGAGCCAAUAAAGCAUUUAAAUUACUGGUAUCACUUUGGAGUUCUGAAUUUGUACUCACUGGAGUGGAGGAGAGAGAUGCAUGAUAAUGUAUGUGUGGAAUGUACUUGAGGGACUAGAUCCAAAUCUGCACACUGCCAUAACAAUAUACUAGGUUGAGAAGUAUGAAAGAUAAUGUAAAAUAAACCCAGUGAUAAUCAGGGGUGCCAUAGAUAUGUUAAGAUAACAUUAUAUGAAGAUCUGUAGGCUCAGACUAUUUAACAUGUUGCCAGUAAGUACUGGGGACACUGCCAGAACAAAUGUAGAAUUCUUCAAGAAGAAAUUUGGCAAGUUCCUCCACAAAGUGACAGGUGAACUAGGUUGUGAUGGAUAUGUAGGCCAGUGGGCCACCAGCAGCAACAGUGUGGUUGACCAGGCAAGCACCUGACAAGCUGGCCUAGGGUUGGGUUGUGGGAGUAAAAAAAUCUGAAAACCCAUCAAAGGUAUAUCCAAGAUGUACAGUGUGGGGGAUUAUUUUCCUGAAAAUUGGCACCUUAUGAAAAAUGGUUUUAUGUGAAGUGAAGAACAUAUGGGAAAAAUAGAGUUAUAUUCCAGGUACCUCCAAGUUUGCCAUUGAGCAAAUCUACCUCAUAUUGUUAGUCAUUACUUGAACUGUUUGAAGAGUGUUGCCUACUGGACUGAGUUCAGUGUAACAAGGUUUAUCAGCUGACACACACAGUACAUACAUAUCAGCAUCAUAAAAAUACAAGAAACAUUUCCUUGUGAAAUUGUACCAAAUGUAUAGAAACUCAUCACUUGUACCAAACAUACAUAUAUUAAAGAUAAUUGCAUUUGACGAGGUAAUAGCCAAGAAAAUACAAAUGAUGCGUAAAAUGUGGGAGGCUGUGCCUGGAAGAUGUGGAGAGAGCUGUAGACUUUGGCUUUGGCUGCUAGCAAUAAGAAGAGAAAGUAGUUAUGAUAGUUGGCUACACUACCUGUGUGGCUAAUCUGAGGGCAGAGUUAGCAGAGAAAUAGCAUGCCUCCACCUUGUCUCAAAAUAUAACUAUUAUCUUGAUAAUAUAACAGAGACAGCAGUUGGCAGGAGACUUGCCCAUAUAUCUUUCCUCAUUUUAUUAGCUAAAUAAACACUACUUUACCUUUCUUAGUCUGCUUUGGGGAAUCUCUUGAAAUAUGUCCCUACCCUCUCCCCAAGGAUACCCACCGCCCAGCCCAUCCCACCUACCAGCCACCCCACCACCAGCUGCACAUAAUAAAUACACCAUCCACCACAUACACCUGUUUUAAAAGUAAUCAUGGGCAAGUAUAAAGGCUGUUGUAUAUGUGAAAAAAUCUUUGGGAGAAACAUGAGGGGCAUUGAUUGUGAAAUAUGCGGUAAAACAUCACAUAUAUCAUGUACAAAGCUUCAUGCAGCCAUGACAAAUGACCAAAAACAAGAAAGUUGUAUCUGGAUUUGCCCCAGUGAAAGGGACAGCUAGUUAAGCAUAAGAAAGGUACUGAAAAGUGAAAACCUAGAAAGCGUAAGGAAGUUUCUAAGGGGUGGAAAACAGGGGAAAGGGAACAAGAAAAGGAGGAAAACCAAGGUGAAAACCAAGGAGUGAAAGUAAGAGCAAGAGUAGAAAACGUCAUACAGAGCAAGUCGGACAAGGAAACAGGAAUACAUAACAUAGCGGAAAGGGGAAGGGAGGAUGAGAAAACUAGAAAAGGAACAAACGAAAAUGAGCAAAGGGAAGAAAUUAGCCUAGAAGAAAGUGAACAAGGGAACUCAGAUCAGGUGGCAGAACUUAGGAACGACACAGAAUCAAUAAAUAUAAGUAGUCAGAACAUUUGCAGUUACUAUGCUAAAGGUAUGUGCCUAUAUGGCAGAGAUUGUUGGAAUAAACACACCAGAAAAUGUGCGAACAUGUUGAGGAAGGCAAAGUGUCGUUUCAACAAAGAGUGCAGCAAGUACUUCCAUCCAGUAAUGUGUAAAGCUUCAAUGCAGUCCAGAGAAUGUUAUGACCUGAGCUGCCCAGACCAUCAUGUAAAAGGAACGCGGUGCUACAGAGCUAGCAGAGAAAGGGAAAUUGAACAGCAUUCUUUUUUAGACAAAAAGAGAAAAGAUCAAAACAAAGGAAGAGACAAACAGGGGGAAUGGUAUAGAGAGGACAGGUGGGCAGUAAAAUGGGGCGUACGAAACCAGGCAUCAGCCCGUCAAGGCCGAAUAAGCAAAGAAACGUGAAGCCAGUACUGGAGAAACCAGGGGAGUGUACACCAGGGGACAUACCAGGUAAUACACCACUAGUGGUACUAAUGAAACACAGAGCGAGACAAAACAUCCCACUUGGUAAUUCCUGCUUCAUAUUUGCAAAUAUACAGGGUUUGAAAUCAAAUAAAAAUGACAAAGUUAGUUAUGUCAGUGGGCUCCUGACAGAAGUGAAUGCCAUAUUCGGAGCAUUUACAGAAACACAUACAAGGGAUGUUUUGGACAGAGAGAUAAAGAUAGAAAACUACAACACGUAUAGAUGUGAUAGAAUCAAUAGGUCACAGGGAGGAGUAGGAAUCUAUGUAAAGGAUACUUUCUGUUGCACAUAAGUGCUGAAUUCUAUGAAUGAUAUAAAUAAUAAGAAAAGGUACAAUACCGUGACUGGAACGAUACACAAAUAACCCCCACAUAAAAGAGAGAAGCUUACGACGACGUUUCGGUCCGACUUGGACCAUUGACAAAGUCACACUAACCAGAAGUGGAGCAGGACGGCUAUAUAUAGGCAGGAAGAGGUGGUGGUAGUAGUAGUAGUAGUAGUACAAGAAUGGUACGUAAUACAGACAAGGUGAAAUUAAGAAUCAUGCGCAACACCCGGGCAUCCCCAUCGUAGACAUUUCGCCAUCCAGCCAGCCACUGGAUGGCGAAACGUCCACAACAAAGACAACCAGACGCCGCACAUAUGUCUUAAUUUCAUCAGUAGUUGUAGUAGCAGUAGUAGUAGAAGAGGUAGUAGUAGUGGUAGUGGUAGAAGUGGGAAAUAAGGAGGACGAGCCAGUCAAUUACAAAGGAAGGGGAGCACUGCAAGAGAGCUAGGUGACCACUGAGGGAGAGCAACCGCAUCAAGGAGUGAUAGCGCACAAAAUGAAGGCCAUGGGCAUUACGGGGAAGGUAGGCAGAUAAAUUUUCGGUUUCCUAACACACACAACACAAAAAGUAGUAGUGAACAGGGCAAGAUCCAGCAUCAGCGAGGUCAAAAGCUCAGUGCCCCAAGGCACUGUCCUGGCACCUCUGCUGUUCCUCAUCCUCAUAGCAGACAUAGACAAAAACACCCGGUACACUUUUGUAUCAUCAUUUGCAAAUGACACUAAAAUAAGCAUGAAAAUCAGUACUGUAGAGGACACUGAAAAAGUACAGGAAGACAUAAACAGGGUUUUCCAAUGGGCAGUGGAAAACAACAUGACAUUCAAUAGUGAUAAGUUCCAGCUGCUUAGGUAUGGAAAGAAUGAAGAGGGUCACCAAAUAGAACGUAAGGAACACGUAAAAGACCUAGUAAUAAUUAUGUCAGUGGACCUUUCUUUUAAAGACCAUAACAAGACAAAGAUCACGACAGCCAGGGAGAUGACUGGGUGGGUAUUGAGAACUUUCAAACAAGGGGAAAGAAUGCCGAUGGUGACACUUCAAAUCGCUAGUGCUCCCUCACUUAGAAUAUUGCUCAGUGCUGACGGCCCCGUUCAGGGCAGGAGAAAUAUCGGAGCUGGAACAAAUACAGAAAUCGUUUACGGCUCACAUUGAGCCAGUAAAGCACCUAAACUACUGGGAACGCCUGCAAGUCUUGAACAUGUACUCAUUGGAGUGGAGGAGAGAGAGGUACAUGAUAAUAUAUACCUGGAAGGUACUCGAGUUCCUGGUCCCAAAUCUGCACACUGCCAUAACAACAUACUGGAGUGAGAGAUAUGGGAGGAAGUGUAAAAUAAACCCAGUGAGGAGCAGGGGUGCAGUGGGGACAAUAAGGGAACACUGUAUCAACAUCCGGGGUCCCAGACUUUUCAACAUCUUACCAGAAGAUAUCAGAAACACUGCUGGAACAAGUGUUGAAGCCUUCAAGAGGAAACUAGACAAGUAUCUUCACCAGGUGCCAGAUCAACCAGGCUGUGAUGGAUAUGUGGGGUAGCGGGCCUCCAGCAGCGACAGCCUGGUUGACCAGGCGAGCACCAGAUGAGCCGGGCUCAGAGAGUAGAUAUACUCUCGAAAUUCUUCAAAGGCAUAUCAAAGGUGGAUAGUUAUCUGAUGUAAUGGCUGCUUCUCAGUGAAUACAUACUGACUUCCACUUCAACUUUUAUGUAGUCACUCUUUGUUAUCAAUCUCCAACAUGUUCAACAACUGUAGAAAUACAUCUAGAGUAGAUAUGAAACUUGAAAGGCAUGGGAAUAUGUAAUUAAUGCACUAAUGAGGGGAGAGGCUUUCCUGGUAAUAUUGAUUAUCCAUUAAAUUUGAAUGGUGAGAUUCUUUUUCCUUGAUCAUAGGAAAAACUGACAAUUCUGGAUUAAAAAAGGACUUUUUCUGUUUGCUUCAAAAUCAAUUCACCAGGCAGACCAUAACUUAUUUCUGGACAACAGAUUUUUUAAGUUAAAUCCAAACUCCCUUAAGUUGAGGUUUGUUAACCCCUUCAGGGUCCGAGGCCAAAAUCUGAAGUGUCCAAGAAUUUAAAAAAAAAAAAAUUGUUAUUUUUUCUUAUGAAAUGGUAGAGAAUCUUUUCGUGAAGGUAAUAAAUCAAAAAGUACGAAAUUUGAUGGAAAAUUGACGAAAUUAUGCUCUCGCAAAUUUUGAUGUGUCAGUGAUAUUUACGAUUCGGCGAUUUUGCCGACUUUGACUCCCAUUUUAGGCCAAUUACAUUAUUCCAGUCAACCAAAUUCUUAGCUGUUUCACUAGUAUUACUUCUAUUCUAUCGAUUGAGCACAAGAAAUCGCCAAGUCAACUGUUUCAACUACAAAAUAAAGUGAUCGGAAAUUGGUAAUUUGGCCAAUUUAACACAAAGUUCAAAAUAUUCCAAUUUCAAAAUAGGGUCCAAAAUAAAUAAUGUAGGUAUUCCUGGCACUAAAUGAACAUUUCCUCUGUUCAUUAGUUACAUUUUGAGGCUUUACAAAUAAAUUCCAUUUUGAUUUUUUAUUCACAUAAUGAAUUUUUAUUCACACCAAAAAAUAGAAGAUUUACUGUUAUGCAAUAUUGUAAUAAUUGUAUAAAUAUCAUCACCAUAUUUGUGAAUGUAUAUUAGACCCACCAGUGUGAGGUUGUUUGUUUACUCUUGAACAUCGGCAAAAUUUAACAUUUCUGCUACUUUGAGCUUAGUUUCAAGCCAUUUCUAGUACUAAAACCAAUCAAAAUCAUCUCUAUUUCUGUAAUAUGUCUUCCAUUCUAUCAAAUGAGACCAAGAAAUCGCAAAUACAACUAUAAAAAAACAUACGAAAAAGCACUGCAAAGUCGCUGUUAUAAUCGAAAAUCAUGGCCUCAGUUUUUUUUCUCUCAUUAUACACAGUGUGCUGCAGGAUUUGUUUUAUGUGGUGCACACAUACCACAUAGAUGUAUUCUCUCAUAUCUAGGCCUAAAUGUACCACUCACAGUUUAUCAGAGUGAGCUGAGCUCAUGGCGUAGAUCUACGGUUUGGACCCUGAACGUAAAGCCGUAGAUCUAUGGGAUGGACCCUGAAAGGGUUAAAUCAAAGUAUUACUAAUUAUGAUAAUAUAAUACAAUACAGACUAUUGGAGGGAAGAGGUAAAGGAAAUUUUGUGGGCAAGGGGCUUGGACUUCCAGUAAACGUGCGUGAGUGUGUUAGGAGUGAAUGGAGACGAAUGGUUUUUGGGACCUGAUGAUCUGUUGGAGUGUGAGCAGGGUACUAUUUUGUGAAGGGAUUCAGGGAAACCAUUUAGCCAGGCUUGAGUCCUGGAAAUGGGAAGUGCAAUGCCUGCACUUUAAAGUUUUUUCUUUCUUUUUGGGUUGCCCUGCCUCAGUGGGAAAUGGCGGAUGUGUUAAACAAACAAACAAACGAAAACAGACCAUUUAUAGAUUUUUGGUAUUAAUGCACUAAAUAUUCUCUUCAAAUUUUUUAUGCUUUUUUAUAGUAAAGGCAUUCACAGGUUAUAUUAAUUUUGGAAAACAUUAGUUAUGUAAGAAAAAUGCUCUCUAGUGGAAAUGACUUGCUCGUGUUUAACAAAACUGGUGAGAGGCUGUAUGGGUACUGUCUGUGGCCAAGCAGAGUGAUUGAGAAAAUCUACAGAGCACACUAUUCAAAUUUUGCACAUUACUUAACUUUUUUUUAGAGCUACAUCAUGCACAUGAUUGCACUUUUUCAUUUGCAAAUUACAAGUUCACACUUUGAGGUCACUGUGUAAGUGUUUUUUUUUGUGUAUACAAUAGACUAUUAGUUAAAGUGUGAGCUGUUAGCACUUUCGCUUUAACAUGGUUGCAAAAUUGUCUCAUAUUUUUUAUACACCAUAUUAAGGAGUUAACAUGGUAGGGUACAUGUAGGGAAAAAAUGUGGCACAUACCAGGUCCUUUUCCCUCUGUCUCACCGUUUGUCUACAAGUGAGUAUAUUGGCUUACGGGGGAGGCCUACAGAAUGUACACAACCUUCUUUUGCCUCUGUGCUCUGUUUGUACAUGUCCAGCACCAUACUUGGCUUGUAUUAAUGAAUUGGUUUUUUAAUCUUUUCAAUGUCCUUUCUUGUCUCUGGAUAGUAACCAUGGCACCUAAAAGGAGUGACCCUUGAAGCACAAAAAAAAGCAUAACUAAAAGUCUUGUUGUUAUGAAGAAAAUUGACAUUCGAGAUAAACUUAAAAGUGGUGCACAUGUGGUGGAGACUAUGAGUCUGUGGUCUGACUGAGGCAUCAGUUCACACAAUUAAAAAGAAUGAGGUGAAGAUACAAGCUUGUGCAGUUAGUAAGCCAGGUUGUGAACUGAAAUGGACAAAUAGGUCACAGCAGCUCAAUAAAACAGUAAAAUUAUUGAGUGAGUGAAAAAUCAAGAAAGUUGCAUCACUUAAUUGUGUUUUAGUAUAGGAAAAAGACUUAGAGUACUAUAAAACAACAUGAAUAAGGAAGGAAGGCCUGAACAAGAGUACUUGCUUAGCACUGGCUGGUUCCACAAGUUCAAAGUGCAUAGCCUCUUGCACAAUAUAUUUUCUGGUGAAAGUGCUUCUGCUGAGGAAGCAAUUUUCCUCCUGAAUUACAGGAAAUUAUUUCUUAGGGUUGCUGUGAGCCACAGCAAAUGUUAAAUGCUAAUGAAACAAGUCUUCGUUAAAAGAAAAUGCCAGCAAAAACUUACAUCAGUCAGCAAGAAACAAGUGCACCAGGAUUCAAGGUAGCAAAGGAUCACUUCAGCUCACUACAUUGUGGUAAUGCACCAGAUGAUGGUUAUUUACCACUCCAAGACUCGCAAUGCUUUGAAAGGUGAAGAUAAAAAAAACCUUAUCAGUUACUUUGGAGGUCAAACCAGUCAGCAUGGAUGACAGAGGAAUUAUUUAUUGACUGGUUUAGUUAUCACUUUAUUCCUGAAGUUAUGUUUUAGGUGUGCAGCUUGGACAUCCAGCAGGCUUGUGUGAGUAUUAGACUGGAAUGAAUGGAGGCAAGUUGUUUUUAAUGGACAUGGUGUUGGAGUGUGAGCUUGGUAACUUUCAUGAAGGGAUUCGUGGAAACCAGUUAGCUAAAUCUGAGUCUUGGAAGUGCAAAUGGUAGUGUCUGCACUCUGAAGGAUUAUUAUGUUAUUCAUGGGGAAGUGCUGAACCCCUAGGGGUCAUAAAGCACCUGUGGAAAUGGAAAGCAUUCAGUCUCAGUUAAAAAAAUUGGAUCACAGGUUCAAUUUCCUGGAUCAAGAGCCCCUCACCAGCAUCAAGGAACCUUCCUUGAGGGGUCACUCUGAAGGAGGAAUGGGGAUGUUACAUUUGGAGGGUAAUCUGAUUAUGAUGUCGGCACACUUUGAAACUACAGUGGUUGAAUGAAUGACAGUGAAUGCAUUUUCUUUCUGGGUCACCUUGCCUUGGCAGGAGAUGCACCCCUUUAACACCCCCCACCUCCCCCACACACAGCACCAGUAUGGAACCCACACCUGGUCAAGCACCUCAAGAAAAUAGAGAAAGUGCAAUAGUUUGCAAAAAGACUAGUCCCAGAGCUAAGGGGUAUGUCUUAUUAGGAGAAGUUGAAAGAUAAAGACGGUAAAGGUUACAAUGUGUAAUUACAAUUUUGAUUUGUUAAGUACAAAGAAAGUGACACUGGAGGACAGCAGGGAUGAAGGGAUGUGGUAAUGACAUAAAAUACUGGGAGGAAUUGACAAAGUGAGCAGGGACAGAAUGUUUCAGAGAUGGGAUACAGGAACAAGGAGACACAACUGGAAGUUGAAAACUCAGAUGAGUCAUAGGGAUGUUAGGAAGUAUUUCUUCAGCCUUAGAAUUGUCAGGAAGUGGAAUUGUGGUUGCAGGGGUCGAUUCACAGCUCCUGGCCCCACCUCUUCACUUGUCACUACUAGGUUCACACUCUCACUGCUCCAUGAGCCUUAUCAUACCUCUUCUUAAAGCUAUGUAUGGAUCCUGCCUCCACUACAUCACUUUCCAGACUAUUCCACUUCCUGACAACUCUAUGACUGAAGAAAUACUUCUUGAUAUCCCUGUAACUCAUCUGAGUUUUCAACUUCUAGUUGUGACCCCUUGUUGUUGUGUUACAUCUCUGGAACAUUCUGUCUCUGUCCACCUUGUCAAUUCCUUACAGUAUUGUAUAUGUCAUUAUCAUGUCCCCCCUCCCCCAUCCCUCCUGAUCUCCAGUGUCAUCAGGUUGAUUUUUCUUGACUUCUCGUCAUAGGACAUGCCCCUUAGCUCUGGGACUAGUCUCAUUGCAAACCUUAGCAUUUUCUCUAAUUUCUGUAUGUAUGUACUCACCUAAUUGUGGCUGCAGGGGUUGAUUCACAGCUCCUGGCUCUGCCAGGAGCUGUGUUUGUGUGUGUGUGUAUAUAUAUAUACAGUGGACCCUCAGGUAACGAUGACAUUGGCUAGCGAUAAAAUCGGAUAGCGAUGCGUUUUAGCAUAAAAAUAUUGGCUCGGCCAAUGAUGAAAAACCCGGUUAAGGACAAUCGUCCCGAAUGCGUCCGCCUGUCCGUCCGGCCUGAGCGCGCCUCAGCUGCCCUGCCUUCAGGUAGUGUGCCAUUGUUUAUAAGCCACUGCAGAUGGUUCCACGCAUACAUUCGAUGCAUUUUGUAUUAUUCAAUUGUUUUUAGUGCUUGUAACUGCUAAAUAAGCCACCACAGGCCUCAAGAAAGCUUCUAGUGCCAACCCUGUGGUAAAAAGGGUGAGGUGUACAAUCAAAUUGAAGAAAGAGAUAAUUGCAAAGUAUGAGAGCGGAGUGCAUGGCUCCAAGCUGGCCCGGUUGUACAACAAACCCCAAUCAACCAUCGUUACUAUCUUGGCCAACAGAAAGGCAAUCAAGGAAGCUGUUGUUGCAAAAGGUGCAGGUAUGCUUACAAAACAGAGAUCGCAAAUACUCAAAGAUGUGGAGAGACUGUUAUUGGUGUGGAUCAAUGACAAACAGUUAUCAGGAGAUAGUGUUUCAGUCAAUCAUAUGUGAAAAGCCAAGGCAGUUGCAUGCGGAUCUCAUUAAGAAAAUGCCUGGAACCAGUGCUGAUGUUAGUGAUUUUAAGGCCAGCAAAGGUUGGUUUUAGAGAUUUAAGAAUCGUAGUGGCAUACGCAGUGUGAUAAAGCAUGGUGAGGCUGCCAGUUGUGACCAAAAAGUGGCUGAAAAAUAUGUGCAGGAAUUCAAGGAGUACAUAGACACUGAAAAAUUAAAACCCCAACAAAUGUUUAAUUGUGAUGAAACAGGCCUGUUUUGGAAGAAAAUGCCAAACAGGACCUACAUUACACAGGAGGAAAAAGCACUGCCAGGACAGAAGCCUAUGAAAGACAGGCUUACUCUAAUGUUUUGUAGUAAUGCUAGUGGGGAUUGCAAAGUGAAGCCUUUACUCGUGUAUCACUCUGAAACUCCCAGAGUGUUCAAGAAAAACAAUGUCGUCAAGGCUAAUUUGUGUGUGAUGUGGAAGGCAAACAGUAAGGCAGGGGUCACUAAGGACAUUUUCCAUGAUUGGUUCUAUCAUGUGUUUGGCCCCACUGUGAAAAAAUACCUCCUGGAAAAUAAAUUGGACCUCAAGUGCCUCCUAGUAUUAGACAGUGCUCCUGCUCAUCUUCCAGACUUGCCAGAGCGAAUUGCGGGGGAGUUGAGCUUCAUCAAAGUGAAGUUUUUGCCUCCUAAUACUACUCCUCUCCUCCAGCCCAUGAAACGGCAGGUCAUUUCCAAUUUCAAAAAACUGUACACCAAAGCAGUGUUUCAAAAGUGCUUUGAAGUGACCUCAGACACUGAAUUGACCCUGAGAGUUUUGGAAAGAUCACUUUAGUAUCCUCAGUUGCAUAAACCUUAUAGGUAAGGCUUGAGAUGGAGUGACUUGCAGGACUUUGAACUCUGCUUGGAGGAAAUUGUGGCCACAAUGUGUACAAGAGAGGGAUUUUGAAGGGUUUGGGGCUAACCCUCAGGUGCCUAUACCAGUUGUGGAAUCUAUUGUGUCAUUGGGGAAGUCCAUGGGGUUGGAGGUUAGUGGGGAGGAUGUGGAAGAGUUGGUGGAGGAUGACGAUGAAGAACUAACCACUGAUGAGCUGCAAGAGCAUCUGCAACAGCAAGAGACCACAACUGAGGAAAUUGCUUCAGAGGGGACAGAGAGAUGGAGGAAGUUGCUUUCUUCAAUGAUUAAGGACAUUUGUACAAUGUGGACAAAGGUGCAAGCCUUUAUGGAAGAACAUCACCCUGACACAGCUAUUGUAAGCCAUGCUGGUGACUUUUACAAUGACAAUGUUGUGGCCCAUUUUAGGAAAAUCUUAAAGGAACCCCAGAUACAAAGCUUUAUGGGCAGAUUUUUAGUGUGACAGAGGUCCAGUGACUCAAGUUGUUCCCAGUGGCAUUAAAAAAAGAAGGGAAGUAACCCUGGAAAAGGACUUGGUACCUAAAGUCCUUAUGGAAGGGGAUUCCCCUUCCAAACAAUAAUACACCUCCAUCAUCUCCCCUCCUUCCAUCUCAUCACUCAUCAAUAAAUCUUCAAUAAAGGUAAGUGUCAUUUAUUCUUCCUGUAGUAUUUAUUCUUCAUGUAUCAUUUUUUUCUGUGUAGGAAAUUGUAUAAUUCAUGUGAAAAAUUUUUUUUUUAAUACUUUUGGGUGUCUGGAAUGGAUUAAUUGGAUUUCCAUUAUUUCUUAGGGGGAAAAUUAAAAUUGGUUAAGGAGAAGCUCUCUGGAACGGAUUAAAAUCAUUACCCGAGGGUCCGCUGUAUAUAUGUAUGUAUAUAUAUAUAUAUAUAUAUAUAUAUAUAUAUACAUGUACAGUGGAACCUCAAAUAUCGAACUGCUCCUAACUCAACCAAUUAUGUAAGUGUAUUUUUGUAAGUGCUUUUAUAAGUGUAUUUUUGAGGGUCUGAAAUGAACUAAUCUAAUUUACAUUAUUUCUGAUGGGAAUAAAUUAGUUUGGUAAUGGCACUCGAACAGCCGUCUGGAACAAAGAAAGUUCGACAUUUGAGGUUCCACUGUA
Cherax quadricarinatus is the source of this 15543-nucleotide messenger RNA. RefSeq names its product transmembrane protein 42. The record is from RefSeq and is a predicted model, not a curated record. Lineage: Eukaryota; Metazoa; Arthropoda; Malacostraca; Decapoda; Parastacidae.